AUGGCCGUCGACGCCGAUAGACAAGCCAAACACUGCGACCAAUGUCAGAGGCACGCUCCAGUUUCUAAGCUUCCUCCGGAGAACCUCAAGUCCAUAAGCUCACCGUGGCCCAUCAGAAAGCGGGGCAUGGACAUAGUAGGGAAAUUCCCUAUGGCGACGGGGCAUAAGGUCUUCCUUCUAGUUGUCACUGACUACUUCCCCAAAUGGGUCAAAGCAGAAGCACUCAGCCGGAUAACAUACCUCAAGAUCCGCAAAUUCCUGUGGACCUACGUAAUCGCUCGCUUCGGGGUCCCCCACGAGAUUGUCACCGACAACGGACCCCAGUUCACGAGUCACAACUUCAAGGAGUUCUGCAAGGACUAG
Molecule: messenger RNA, 363 nt
Organism: Brassica oleracea var. oleracea
Lineage: Eukaryota; Viridiplantae; Streptophyta; Magnoliopsida; Brassicales; Brassicaceae
Product: protein NYNRIN-like
Exons: 1
Coding region: 1-363 (120 amino acids)
Biological process (GO): DNA integration
Molecular function (GO): nucleic acid binding
Source: RefSeq, a predicted model, not a curated record